AGUCUUCAUUCAGUUUUGUGCCUUGUGAGGGAUUUACAUUUUUAAUCGCUAUUUUUUUAUUUUUUAUUUUUAUUUUAUUUUUGUACAAAAGAAACAUCUUGCUACUGUCUGUCACUGUCUCUGGGGAACCAGCCAGCACCACUCCGAACGUAACUGAACCAAGAGAGAGGAGAGCGAGGCAGGAGCCCAGUCAGUACCUGCAGAGCAGAGUCCGGGCACCGGGGAGACCUUGGAACCCGCACACGUCUCGGGAGGCCGCGGGGCUGCGGCUCCGACAAACUUUGGGGUGGGCAGGGGCGCCAAGGGGCUUCGUAGACUGAGGGCAGCCCCCCCCAACCAUGAUGUUUCGCGACCAGGUCGGGGUGCUGGCGGGCUGGUUUAAGGGCUGGAACGAAUGCGAGCAGACUGUUGCGCUGCUGUCGCUGCUCAAGCGGGUGAGCCAGACCCAGGCCCGCUUCCUUCAGCUCUGCUUGGAGCACUCGCUGGCCGACUGCGCCGAGCUGCACGUCCUGGAAGGAGAGGCCAACAGCCCUGGAAUCAUUAACCAAUGGCAACAGGAAUCCAAGGAUAAAGUGAUUUCCCUUCUGUUAACUCACCUGCCUUUGCUGAAGCCAGGAAACCUCGACGCAAAGGUAGAGUAUAUGAAACUGCUGCCCAAGAUCCUGGCGCACUCUAUAGAGCACAGCCAGCACAUCGAGGAGAGCAGGCAGCUGCUGUCCUAUGCUUUGAUCCACCCCGCCACUUCCCUGGAAGACCGCAGUGCCCUAGCCAUGUGGCUGAACCACCUGGAGACCCGCACGUCCUCCGGCUUCGGUGGCCCGAACCGAGCCCGCUCGGACUCUGCAGAUCAUGGACAGACGCACUACUAUCACCAAAGACAGGACUCUGAGGACAAGCUCAAUGGGUGGCAGAACUCUCGGGAUUCUGGGAUUUGCAUCAGCGCCUCCAACUGGCAGGACAAAAGCCUGGCGUGUGAGAAUGGCCAUGCCCCCCUCUACUCGGCCUCAUCCGUCCCCACCACCAUCAACACCAUCGGAACCAGCACAAGUACCAUUCUCUCAGGCCAGGCACACCACAGCCCUUUGAAACGAUCUGUAUCCCUUACCCCACCCAUGAAUGUGCCAAACCAGCCUCUAGGACAUGGAUGGAUGUCUCAUGAGGACUUACGAGCUAAAGGACCCCAGUGCCUCCCAUCCGAUCAUGCCCCCCUGUCUCCACAAAGCAGUGUAGCCUCUUCAGGCAGUGGUGGGAGCGAACACUUAGAAGAUCAGACCACUGCUCGUAACACAUUCCAGGAAGAAGGUAGUGGUAUGAAAGAUGUUCCAGCUUGGCUAAAGAGCCUUCGCCUGCACAAAUACGCUGCGCUGUUCUCACAGAUGACUUAUGAGGAAAUGAUGUCCCUCACUGAGUGUCAGCUGGAGGCUCAGAAUGUUACCAAAGGCGCAAGACACAAAAUUGUCAUCAGUAUUCAGAAGCUCAAAGAGAGGCAGAACCUGCUGAAGUCUCUGGAAAGGGACAUCAUCGAAGGGGGCAGCCUGCGCAUGCCCCUCCAGGAGCUGCAUCAGAUGAUCCUGACGCCCAUCAAGGCCUACAGCAAUCCCAGCACCAGCCCUGAGGUGCGCCGCCACGAGCCCUCGCUGAUGGGCCCUGAGAGCUCCAGUCCCGACUGCAAAGACAGUGCUACAGCGGCCACCAGCGCCACAGCCAGUGCCUCAGCGGGCGCCAGUGGUGGGCUGCAACCACCCCAGCUGAGCAGCUGCGACGGGGAGCUGGCUGUCGCCCCUCUGCCCGAGGGGGACCUCCCUGGGCAGUUCACCCGCGUCAUGGGGAAAGUGUGCACACAGCUCUUGGUCUCCAGACCCGAUGAGGAAAAUAUAAGUUCCUAUCUCCAGCUCCUAGACAAGUGUCUUGUUCACGAGGCAUUUACAGAGACACAGAAAAAAAGAUUGUUGUCAUGGAAACAGCAGGUGCAGAAGCUCUUCCGGUCUUUCCCUCGGAAAACCCUUCUAGACAUAUCAGGAUAUCGACAGCAAAGAAAUCGUGGCUUUGGGCAGUCCAACUCCCUCCCGACAGCCAGCUCUGUGGGCGGCAGCAUAGGUAGACGGAACCCACGACAGUACCAGAUCGCCUCUCGGAAUGUCCCUUCUGCCCGCCUUGGUCUCCUGGGCACCGGCGGGUUUGUCAGCUCCAACCAGCGCCACACUGCCACUGCCGCCAACCCCACCAUCAUGAAACAAGGAAGACAGAACCUCUGGUUUGCCAACCCUGGGGGCAGCAAUAGCAUGCCCAGCCGCACCCACAGCUCCGUCCAGAAGACCCGCUCGCUGCCCGUGCACACUUCCCCACAAAACAUGCUGCUGUUCCAGCCGUCAGAAUUCCAGCUUCCCGUGACUGAACCCGACAUUAACAACCGGCUGGAGUCCCUGUGCCUCAGUAUGACGGAGCACGCCCUGGGAGAUGGGGUUGACCGGACCUCCACAAUCUAGAAAGCAAAGAUGAGAGUGACCGCGCUGGCCGUGAAAUCGACUGCUGCGGGCCCAGUGUCAACCAUCUUCAGGGUUGCGUAGAAUCUUCCAAGAGACUUUGCAGCCUUUUUUCCCCUGGUCCCUCGCCCAUUUUGAUUUUGUGAGAGCGUAGGUCAUCCUUGUAAACAUAUCAGUAGACCUGGGGUUGGUUAUGUUGUCAUAUGUUUCUGUCAUGGGAUAGGAUGGUAUGCAGGGUGGGGAGGGGACU
This is a messenger RNA of Acomys russatus (golden spiny mouse), 2733 nucleotides long. RefSeq names its product sterile alpha motif domain containing 4A (gene Samd4a). Gene Ontology annotation, cellular component: P-body. Bases 339 to 2486 code for a protein of 715 amino acids. Gene Ontology annotation, molecular function: protein binding; translation repressor activity; mRNA binding. Gene Ontology annotation, biological process: negative regulation of translation; nuclear-transcribed mRNA poly(A) tail shortening; regulation of mRNA stability. The record is from RefSeq and is a predicted model, not a curated record. Lineage: Eukaryota; Metazoa; Chordata; Mammalia; Rodentia; Muridae. The transcript is spliced from 12 exons.